Messenger RNA from Didymodactylos carnosus, 1504 nucleotides. Lineage: Eukaryota; Metazoa; Rotifera; Eurotatoria; Philodinida; Philodinidae. The record is from the annotation of a GenBank genome assembly.
AUGAAAUGGUGUUUAAACUACAAUAUUUAUAAUUAUUAUCAUCAACAUCAAUUGAUUAUUAUUAAAAUUUUAUUAUUUUAUUUUCAUAUCAUAUUCGCAUUAGAAAAACAACAAUCAGUCACCAUGUAUUAUGAUGAAACAAAAUCUUCUUAUUCCAUUUGUUCACAAGAAUUAUUCUAUAAUGGUACAGAUAUUCGAACAAAAAAUGAUUAUGUUUAUCCUUGUCCAAUAGAUGAACCAUGUCGAUGUCUAUGUGAAGUAGAUACAAAACGUUUAUGGAUUGAUUGUUUUUAUAAAAAAUUAAAAUCUUUACCUAUUCCAACAAAUUGGAAUCAUACUGUAACAAAUACUAUUGUUAAAAAUCGAACUGAUAAUGAAACAUCACAAUUUAUUUCAUCUCAUUCAAUACUAUGGUGGAAUAUUGAUUUAUCAUUUAAUCUAUUUUCAAUUGUUGAUACAAAAUUAUGGUCAAAUAUUUAUAUUAAACAUUUUGUUCUAUCUCGUUCACUAUCCUUCGAUAUUAUUCGUCAUUUAAACAUGACACAUCGAAAUUUAAUCGAUUUAUGGCCAAAUAAACAGAUUUUUAAACUACCAGAUGACGAAUAUCGAGAAGACGAUGAGAAGGAGGACGAUGAUGAGGAACAUGAUGGUAAUGGAGACGAUCAUCACUAUUAUCCGUCACGAUUGAAACGUUCAAUAGAAAUCUCAGAACAUAAUCAAAUUUUACAAUUAUUAAAUGAUUUAAAUGAACAAUUAAAUUUGAAUUCAAAACGAGUAGAACAAUUUGAAAUGAAAUUAUUAGAUUACAAUAUUAGUAGUUUAUAUUUAGAUCACAACAAUUUAACAGAAAUUCCAGUUUAUUCAUUGGAAAAUGCCACUCGUAUUCAAGAAUUAUAUUUAUCAUACAAUAGUAUUGAAGAAAUUCCAUCAUAUGCAUUCGGUUUUUCUCAUCGUUUAACACGUGUCGAUUUAAGUCAUAAUUUAAUAUCAAAUAUAUCCUUGGAAGCAUUUCAACGUCAUCCAAAUGCAUUUGGUGGACCAUUUCUAAUUGAUUAUUUAGAUUUAUCUUAUAAUAAUUUGACAGUAUUAGAUGAACCAUUAUUCUCCUAUUUAGUUAAUUUAAGAAUAUUUAAAUUACAAUAUAAUAACAUCAUAAUCAUUACACCUGAAGCAUGGACUGGACUCUAUCGUUUAAAAUAUUUAGAUUUAUCACAUAAUCAAUUGACAAAUUUAACAACAAUAUUUUAUAGUUCAUAUCUCAACGAAUUACGACAAUUAAAAUUAGCAUCAAAUAAUAUUACACAACUAGUUGGAUGUGAAUUUUUAACAUUAAAAGCAUUAACAAAACUAAAUUUAAAUGGUAACAAUUUAUCUAAUAUUGACUUAUGUACAUUUUAUGGUUUAAAUCAAAAUUUUAAUCUAAACCGUCGUUAUCCUCAAUCAUCAUCAUUAUAUUUACAAUUAAAAUCAAAUCAAUUUCAAACAUUUAAUCCGUGUGUAUUCA